AUGCGUCUCUUUUUGAUCCCUAUCUCGACACGUCGGGCAUUAAUAUACUCUCGCCCAUUGCGCAAAGAUAUCCCAAAGGAGCUAUCCAUACUCGACCGCGUGACAAGCAAGGCAGCUCAAACGUGGGCACAAUGGGAAGAAGCUGACGGGGGCUGGAAGAAGCGCCUGGUGACCUGGGGUAAUUCGGUACAGCAACGGAUUCCAUUUGAAGAAUGGGGACUUAAGAGUAUCCCAUCGCUCAAAUCUCAAAAGCGAAUCGAUGAGGCGCAUGGAACGAAGAAAAUCGACGUGCUGUACCCAGGGAACUCGAUACGCUUGGAGAAAAUACCCAGCCUGCUGCGGACCAUAGCCACAGAACGUCAGGAAUUCCACCGGAAGAAGAUGCGGUGGAGUUUGGGAAUUGCACCGUUGACAGCUCCUCUAGGGUUGAUUCCAGUUGUCCCAAAUAUUCCUUUCUUCUACCUAGCAUACCGGGGCUGGUCCCAUUGGCGAGCAUUGAACGGCUCGCAGCACUUAGAGUUCCUUGUGGAGAAGAGCCUCCUAAAUCCCAUUUCCCUUGCCGAGCUGGAACGGCUUUAUGCCAAACGUGCAGCAUAUGCACUCGAUACCCCGAUUGAUACCCCUGCAGCUGAGAUGGUGGAGGACAUCGAGCAGAGUGAUGAAAGAAUCCUCCUGAAGAUGUCUGAUGCCAAGAAGCUUGCAACGAUUUUGGACGCGCCAGAGCUUGCUUUAGAGGCAGAACGUGCUAUUGUUCAAGUGAGCGCACAGCUGCAAGCCAGAGCAGCUGAAGCGAAAGCGAAAGCCCAAGAAACCAACUCUGAAAAGAAGGACUCAUAG
This is a messenger RNA of Penicillium odoratum, 837 nucleotides long. RefSeq names its product mitochondrial K+-H+ exchange-related family protein. The record is from RefSeq and is a predicted model, not a curated record. Gene Ontology annotation, biological process: proton transmembrane transport; potassium ion transport. The coding region runs from base 1 to 837 and encodes 278 amino acids. Gene Ontology annotation, cellular component: mitochondrial inner membrane. NCBI's taxonomy places the organism in Eukaryota, Fungi, Ascomycota, Eurotiomycetes, Eurotiales, Aspergillaceae. The transcript is spliced from 3 exons.